Molecule: messenger RNA, 2505 nt
Organism: Sorex araneus (European shrew)
Lineage: Eukaryota; Metazoa; Chordata; Mammalia; Eulipotyphla; Soricidae
Gene: GPR27
Product: G protein-coupled receptor 27
Exons: 1
Coding region: 34-1164 (376 amino acids)
Biological process (GO): G protein-coupled receptor signaling pathway
Cellular component (GO): plasma membrane
Molecular function (GO): G protein-coupled receptor activity
Source: RefSeq, a predicted model, not a curated record
GGGGGCGCGGGCGCGCGGCCCGGGGAGGCCGCGAUGGCGAACGCCAGCGAGCCGGGCGGCGGCGGCGGCGGCGAGGCGGCCGCGCUGGGCCUCAAGCUGGCCACGCUCAGCCUGCUGCUGUGCGUGAGCCUGGCGGGCAACGUGCUGUUCGCGCUGCUCAUCGUGCGGGAGCGGAGCCUGCACCGCGCCCCGUACUACCUGCUGCUCGACCUGUGCCUGGCCGACGGGCUGCGCGCGCUCGCCUGCCUCCCGGCCGUCAUGCUGGCGGCGCGGCGGGCGGCGGCCGCGGCGGGGGCGCCGCCGGGCGCGCUGGGCUGCAAGCUGCUCGCCUUCCUGGCCGCGCUCUUCUGCUUCCACGCCGCCUUCCUGCUGCUGGGCGUGGGCGUCACGCGCUACCUGGCCAUCGCGCACCACCGCUUCUACGCCGAGCGCCUGGCCGGCUGGCCGUGCGCCGCCAUGCUGGUGUGCGCCGCCUGGGCGCUGGCGCUGGCCGCGGCCUUCCCGCCCGUGCUGGACGGCGGCGGCGGCGACGACGAGGACGCGCCCUGCGCCCUGGAGCAGCGGCCCGACGGCGCCCCCGGCGCGCUCGGCUUCCUGCUGCUGCUGGCCGUGGUGGUGGGCGCCACGCACCUCGUCUACCUCCGCCUGCUCUUCUUCAUCCACGACCGCCGCAAGAUGCGGCCCGCGCGCCUCGUGCCCGCCGUCAGCCACGACUGGACCUUCCACGGGCCCGGCGCCACCGGCCAGGCGGCCGCCAACUGGACGGCGGGCUUCGGCCGCGGGCCCACGCCGCCCGCGCUCGUGGGCAUCCGGCCCGCGGGGCCCGGCCGCGGCGCGCGCCGCCUCCUCGUGCUCGAGGAGUUCAAGACCGAGAAGCGGCUGUGCAAGAUGUUCUACGCCGUCACGCUGCUCUUCCUGCUGCUCUGGGGGCCCUACGUCGUGGCCAGCUACCUGCGGGUGCUGGUGCGGCCGGGCGCCGUCCCGCAGGCCUACCUGACGGCCUCCGUGUGGCUCACCUUCGCGCAGGCCGGCAUCAACCCCGUCGUGUGCUUCCUCUUCAACCGCGAGCUGCGGGACUGCUUCCGGGCCCAGUUCCCCUGCUGCCAGAGCCCGCAGGCCGCCCAGGCCACGCUCCCCUGCGACCUGAAAGGCAUCGGCUUAUGAGGGGCCCGGACCACCUCUCCCCGCACCCGUCCUGUCUCCGGAAUUCUCUCUUCACCCCCAGCCCCACCCCACCCCAUCCCGACCCCCUCUUCCCUCUCCAUUUCCUAAACUGCCUUCGAAAUGACUCAGUGGGUGCAGCGCGUGGAUUGUACAGACUCCUCCGGAGGAGGGAAGGGGGGGUGGGUGUUCCAGGUCCAGCCCAACCCAGUUCCGCGCCUUUGUCCUCCUGAAUAUGUUUUCAUCCUGACAAUAGGCCCUGGAGCCCUUUGUACCGGUACUGACGUCUUUUCUUCCCCGUGCUAUUACUUUUCCUUUUCUAAAAUAAAGGCUGAACUAAUUUUCUUCAUGCAACGUUUCCUAAAGACCAUGGCCAGUUUUCUACAGAAGCUAUUUUUGACAACCUCAAGUGGCAUUACAUUUUGCGGUGCAGAAGAGGAACCUUGGGGACUUCGCAAGUUCCAUUUAUUGAGGGUCUUCUGUUGGAGGCAGGAGAAAGGCGGGAGGGGGGUGGGCGGGCAGAAGGGAGGAGGCAGAGUGUCUAAAAUGCCCUCUGAGUUGUCGGCCUUGAGCCUUGGAGUGCUUUGGAAGUAGGGAGCACUUUGUUCAGUGUUGACAGUGAAUUUAAAGAGCAUCAGUGGCAAGGCGCGUGUUUUGUUUUGUUUUUCCUUUAAAGCAGUUAACAGGAUUUGUUUCCUACUGUAUGCACAUUACUGUAUGCACAACUGCUCUCUGUAUCAUACCAAUACUGAGUGGAAACAUUUCUGUAAAAUUGUAACUUUUAAAGAGUUAAAAAGUGUUUGGGUUAGUAAUGGUGUGGAGAAACUCCUAAGUAUUGCAUGAUUUUGUCUGUGCUGGUUAUGGUUCAUGGAUUGGGAGGGCACUGAGAAGCGAAGUACUAAAUGACAGUUGUUUAAGGUUUUGUGUGUCUUUUUUUGCCAAUAAAACUUUAAAUGAUUUUGGGGACAGCUUGUGCUUUGAGAAGCCUGGUUUAUUCUGUCUUAACCAAUUUCCACUUUGAAAGUUGUUCUUUUAUUCAUGGUAUAAAUGAAUUGAAUAAAUAUGAUACUCUUCUUCUAUGAGACAAAGCAUUUCCUUAAAAUGUUUGCUAGGUUAAGCUGUGCUGUUCUACUGAUGGUUGUUUUAAAUUAAUCACGAGAACUAUAAUUUUAAAUAUUUCUUUGUUAGACAUUGCAAUGUUAAACUGAAGACUAAAUUCUGCAAGUACUGUAUAAUGUUUUUUGCUUAUAAUGCUACAUUUUUAUUAAUGUACCUUCCGUUUUGAGGAUUUAUAUCUGUAUCUCUCUUUGCAUUAUACAAAUAUACCAGUAUUUUCACUCUGGA